Molecule: messenger RNA, 621 nt
Organism: Nilaparvata lugens (brown planthopper)
Lineage: Eukaryota; Metazoa; Arthropoda; Insecta; Hemiptera; Delphacidae
Product: 14-3-3 protein epsilon
Exons: 1
Coding region: 1-621 (206 amino acids)
Biological process (GO): signal transduction
Cellular component (GO): cytoplasm
Source: RefSeq, a predicted model, not a curated record
AUGCUCAAUAUUGAGGAGAGGAAUCUCCUGGCAACCGCUUACAAACAUGAAGUAACUGUACGUCGUUCCAGUCUACAAAUCCUCAACAACUCUGCCAAAAAUGAAGCAAACGGUAAGAGUUUUGAAGUUAUUAGCGGUUUGAGGAAAAACGCUGCUAAAGAAAUUCAGAUGUUGUGUAUAGAAGUGAUAGGUCUCCUGGAUAAUUUCCUUUUGCCGUCCGCUGUAGAUCUGGAGAACUCGGUUUUUUAUCUGAGGAUAAAAGGCGAUCACUGGAGGUAUGUAGCUGAAAUUUCGAACAACUAUUACAAGAAAAACGCCGUCGAACAGGCGAUUGAUGCCUACAAAUGCGCUAGUGAAAUCGCAGUUCUUGAACUGCCGUCUUGUCAUCCGACAAGAUUGGGUCUGGCUUUGAAUUUUUCGGUUUUUCUGUAUGAAAUUUUGAACUCUCCGCACCGAGCUUGUCGUAUGUGCAGUGCUGCUUAUCAUGAAGCUAUUCAAGAAAUCAACAAUCUAACUGACUGGUUGUACAAAGACGCAACACUCAUUCUGCAGCUUAUGAAUGAUAAUCUGAUGCUAUGGCUAGCCGAUGUAAUUGUAAAAGAACCUAAAGAAAAUACUUGA